Molecule: messenger RNA, 1083 nt
Organism: Aspergillus bombycis
Lineage: Eukaryota; Fungi; Ascomycota; Eurotiomycetes; Eurotiales; Aspergillaceae
Exons: 5
Coding region: 1-1083 (360 amino acids)
Molecular function (GO): O-methyltransferase activity
Source: RefSeq, a predicted model, not a curated record
AUGGUACCUGAGUCAAUCCUCACGCUAGUCGGCCUGGCCAACGAUGUUCUUUGUAUGCAAGUCAUCCAUCGAUAUCGCAUUGCCCAAUGCUUCCGCCACGGCGAGAUAAUCGUAUUUGACGAGCUUUCCGGUCGGUGCGGACUGAACGUGAUCGUUUUGAAGCGGAUUCUCCGUCUAGCCAUGACGCGGCAUGUCUUUUCGGAACCGAAGUGUGACUUCGUGGCCCACACAGCCGCCACCAGAUUGCUGGUCGAAGACGAGAGAACCCGCUCGUUUUCGGGUAUUAUAUGCGAAGAACGCUUUCCGGCGUCCACACGAGUUGAGUGGCCUGUGUCCGUUGAAGCUCUUGUGAAGUAUGGAGAUUCGCAGUCGAAUCAGUCGGGCUUUUCCCUAGCAAACAAUACCAAAUAUGGCCUCUACGACGAACUUAAGAGAUGGCCCAACCGCCUAGAACGCUGGAACCACGACAUGAGCGCAAUGGUCGUCCAGAUCGACUUCCACUUCAUCCUCAACAGCGUCCCAUUCUGCCUAUACGCACCCAGGUCCCUCUUUGUCGAUGUCGGCGGCGGCAACGGCGUCAUCAGCUUGUGCCUAGCCAAGCAACUACCAAAGUUUCGCUUCCUGGUACAAGAUACCGCCCUUGAUCCGUCUUCUUUACCGUCUACAGCCACAUCGAAUGGCGACCACAACACGGAUAGGGGUGCCGUGAGCUGGCAGGUCCAUGACUUCUUCUCCCCGCAGACCAUUGUCGCGGACAUCUACUACUUCUGGAAUAUCUUCCACAACUGGCCCGAUGCCCAAUGUGUCUGGAUUCUUAGGCAGCAUGUACCGGCCAUGCGGCCGGCGACGAGGCUGAUCAUUGAUGAUUUUAUGUUACAUGAGCCGCUCACUGUGUCGCCGUUUGAGGAGCGACGGAGACGGUCUAUGGAUGUUACGAUGCUGGUAUACUUUGGUUCUCAUGAAUGGACUAUUGUCGAGUGGCAGAGGAUUCUGGGUGAGGCUGAUCCAAGAUUUAGGUUGGAGAAGGUUACCACAGAUCCUAAGCAGCCGAAUGCUAUUCUGGAGGUUUCUCUCGCUUGUUGA